Messenger RNA from Alternaria metachromatica, 1008 nucleotides. RefSeq lists its product as uncharacterized. Lineage: Eukaryota; Fungi; Ascomycota; Dothideomycetes; Pleosporales; Pleosporaceae. The transcript has a single exon. The record is from RefSeq and is a predicted model, not a curated record. Bases 1 to 1008 code for a protein of 335 amino acids.
AUGGCUGUGUCGGAACAAAAGACGACGCCCAAGUCUGCCCACGUCUCCGACCCUGCGCUUGCCCCGUUUCUGGGGUCGCGCUUCGAUGCCGCCGAAUACCUCAACGCCACGCUCCCCUCGCUCUCGCUAGCUGCCAGGCCGAAAUCGAACAAUGCCGCCUCGCUAGCCGACCUCUCCUCCCAGGCCCAAGACCUCCUCUCACAGCUCAAUGCGCAUACGACGCGGUUAUCGGCGAUACUGACACAGUUGACCGAUGACAUACUACGAAGCGGCGGGCGCUUGGCGUACGAGGUCGAGGUGCUGCGGGGAGAGGCCAUUGGGCUUACGGAGACCUUGACAGAUGGGUUGAAGGGCGAUGUUCAGAAGUUCCUACCAGGCGGAAUAGCGAUAAAGACGGAGUCGUCCGAUGACGAAGCUAAGAGCGCAGAUGCGCCAGAUGAGCAACCGUCACAGCCAGCGCUGGAGGUGCCCGAUGAGACCACCCCAGAGUACAUCUCCGACCUCCGCACCCUCACCACAGUCCGCUCGCGCCUCGAGACCGUCAUCAAAGUCUUUGGGGAAGCCAUGCACUGGUCCAUACCACCCUCGGAGGUCUCCCUAGGAGCCUCCCUUAUCAGCGUCUCCGCCCCCGAACCCGGCACAGACAGCGCUUCGCGUGAACAAAAAGGCAAAGAAUUCGCUGCCUCCCUGCGCACUGAGUUCGCCGACCUCAUCACCGGCGACCCAGACGGCGGUAUGGAAAAGGCAGAGGUGCGCAUACAAGCUUUGAGAGACCUAGCGCAGGUCUGGAAGGGCACAGCAGAGGAGAAGGCGAGGACCAAGUUCGUGGAGGGUCUGGUCAAGUUGGCAGAAGAUAAGCAAAGAGAGCUCGAUAGGGAGAAGGAGAGGAACAAGGAGCGUGGUCAGCAGAAACACGCUCGCAGUGGCAGCGUGCCGAAGCCGCAGCAGCAGCCACAGCAGCAAAGAGGCGGCUUCCUGGAGAACCUGCAGAGGAGGUUUGUGGAAUGA